Didymodactylos carnosus is the source of this 357-nucleotide messenger RNA. The record is from the annotation of a GenBank genome assembly. Lineage: Eukaryota; Metazoa; Rotifera; Eurotatoria; Philodinida; Philodinidae.
AUGCCAGAAAUAUUGAAGUGUGGUCAAUACAAUAACGACAAGGGUGACCAAUACAAUGGUAAUAAUCAUCGUCAAGACAAUCGCCCACGAUACAAUCCCAAUCGUCGACAAUAUAGCAAUUCGAAUCGUGAUCAAAACGAUCAGCGUGGUAGUAGUGUUGGUCAACGACAUGGUGGACAACGACCAAGAAGUCUAUCAAGACAACGUGGUCCAAGACAACUGAGAUUGACUGAUUAUAUGCCACCAAAAUUCCAAGAUGAUGUAUUAGAUAUAGCAUUAUAUGACGCAAUACGUUUCGAUUCUGUUCGUUGUGCUGAUUUAUUUGUUGAAUAUGGUGCAAAUUUUGGAAGUAAUUGA